AUGUCGGGGCCACGCUAUGUGCCAUAUGCCGUCCGGCAGCUGAACAGGGCGAACACCAGAACCGCAACAAUCUCGCCGUAUGCCGCGCGCAGGCAGCAGCAUUUCGUACGCUCUGUAGCAACCGUGACAGCAAUCGGCGCGCUUGCCACCGGCUGGCAGUGGUACAAUGGCAGAGGAGGUAUCUUGCGGGAGGCACACGCCGAGGAGCCGCCUCCAGAUCCGGAGAUGAAGUUUGAGAAGCCAAGGAAGAAGGGCUUGUCAAAAGAUGCCAAUAGAGACCUGAUCAGCUCGCAACAUCUGCAGGUCAGAAGGAGCUGGGAGAAUCCAGGUGUAUAUGCGUGGGGCUCGAACAGUGGGAGAGUAGUGGCACCGGACUCUUCGGAAGCCAACAUCAGGACACCGCGGCGGAUACCAUUCUUCGAUGGGCUACUGUUGCGGGAUCUCAAGAUGGACCGGACGUUCGGCGCAGCGAUAAACGAGAAAGGCGACCUGUUGCAGUGGGGUACGGGCUACUCGAAAGACAGCAACAGUCCGGAGGUCACGUUGAGGGGCAAGAAUCUGACCGCUCUCACGAUAUCGAAGGACCGCAUCUUAGCCCUGAACUCCAAUGGUGACGUUUACUCGCUGCCCGUCUCGAAGGAGGACCAAGAAAAGGGGGUGAAGCCGUCAGAAAGCAGCUGGAUACCCUUCUGGUCCUCCAGCUCUCCCAUCAGCUACCGCCGGCUCUCUCCAAAAGACCUACCGUGGGGCGAGAGAGUCACCUCCGUCUCCGCCGGGCUAGAACACGCCCUUCUCCUGACCUCCAAAGGCCGCCUUUUCUCCGCUGCGGCCGCUAGCGCCGACUUCCCCACCAAAGGCCAGCUCGGCGUACCCGGUCUGACCUGGACCACCCGACCGGAAGGCGCAUACGAUCAGUGCCACGAGAUCACGACCCUGCGCGGCUUCGAGAUCUCCAAAAUCGCCGCAGGCGACUACCACUCCCUCGCCGCCGACAAAGACGGCCGCGUCUUCGGCUUCGGCGACAACUCGCUCGGCCAACUAGGCGUAGACUACUCCCCCGAAUCCUCCUUCGUCGACGCGCCGUCCCUCCUCCCGAUCCAGAAACUCUACGCCGGUACCUCGCAGGCGCCCAAAGUCACCGACGUGGCCGCGGGAGGCGCGAACAGCUACUUCACCAUCGAAGCCACCAAAAUCGCCGCACCGGGUCAAGCCGACGACGCGUCUGCGCAGCGAGGACUAGGCAGAGUAACGGCCGACACCUGGAGCUGCGGGCAGGGGAUCUGGGGCACGCUCGGCAACGGCCGCUGGACACACGUGCAAGCUACACCGACCAAGAUCCCGGCUCUGAGCGGGCUCUUCGAAUACGACGAAGCCGCGGGCCGUGUCGUGCCGAUCCGGCUCUCGCGUCUCAGCGUCGGCACGAACCACGUCGCGGCCGUGAUGAAGAACGUCACCCACACCGGCGCUUCGUCCGCGUCGUCUGAAAACGACACGAAUUGGGGCGCCGAUAUCGUGUUCUUUGGGAACAACGAGUUUUAUCAGCUUGGUACUGGUAGGAGGAACAAUCUGGCGAAUCCGACGUAUAUCCAGCCGCUGGACCAGGUGGCGGAGAGGAAGCUGAGGGGGAAGGAGGAGCAUAGGUUUCAGAUCACGCCGAGGAAGACGGUGGAUGUUGGCGGAAGGAGGGUUAGUAUCGAGCAGAGGGUUGAGUGUGGGAGGGGGGUUACGGCUGUUUAUUCGGGGCUUUGA
This is a messenger RNA of Coniosporium apollinis CBS 100218, 1749 nucleotides long. RefSeq lists its product as uncharacterized. Gene Ontology annotation, cellular component: mitochondrial inner membrane. The coding region runs from base 1 to 1749 and encodes 582 amino acids. NCBI's taxonomy places the organism in Eukaryota, Fungi, Ascomycota, Dothideomycetes. The transcript has a single exon. The record is from RefSeq and is a predicted model, not a curated record. Gene Ontology annotation, biological process: mitochondrial respiratory chain complex III assembly.